AGGUGGGGAUAAAUACCAUAAAGGUGUGUGUGCGCGUGUGUGUGAGAAACCAGAAGGAAAAAGCUGAGUGCGCUGAGCGUGAGCCCGGGAGCGCAUUAUCUGGGCGCUCGGUGUGGCACGGAAACGCGACCGGGAGAAGAUGCGGAUCUCCUCAGCAGUCGAGAAUAAUAAGUGGUGGGCUUCAUGCACCCCCAGCUGAGAGACAGAGAUCUAUUUGUAGGAUGAAAAUAGAAGGAUCUCUACACCAGCGGGUCAAACUUUCCCCCUCUGUGGUAGGAUUUCUUUAAUUCUUUCUUCCCUGACGCGGUGAUGGAGCGCCACUUGGGAGAGAGAGGAUGAUGGACACUUUGGCACCUGCAGCUCUCGUCCAGAAAUCCCUCCGUCUCAACAACAAGGCGCGCUGCUGACCGAGCCCUCAGGACGGUGAUCGCUCAUUUAUUUUGAAGUGGCAGGAGGGUGGAAAAAAAAAAAAAAAAAGAUUGGAAGGAAAAGAGUGAGCUGGGGAUGGUGCGCGCAACGAUUCCUCGGAGACCGACGUGCGCACUCAUCACAUUCCCACCGAGGAGCGCACCUUAAAGACAAGAGCUUCGUUUCUCCUUUCACUGCUCAUUCCCGCUGCUCUGAACUUGUUGAACAUUUCUAGAGAAUGGACUUUAACCAAGGGACGUGAUAAAUCCCCAGAUCAUCAAUCGGGACGUGGACUAUGAUUGACAGCCGAGGGAGCUAAGGAGACCUGCCACUCAGUUUGCUAUUAGCGUGUCAAGGGGGCUUUCUCUUGUUCAUCUAGCCCCCUUCUCCAACCUCAGCUCGCUUCUUAUCUUUGGACCUAUAUCCUCACAGUCUUCAGCCUCUCUGAAAACAAAACAAUACUUCUAAAUCAAGCCAGGUUACCUCCCUCCCACGAAAGGAGUUGGACAUGCCUCCUCACUCUGUUUGAGACAUUGGAAGAAGAGGUCUACAAACCCUGGUUUGUGCAUUUUAAGAAGGAGGAAGCGCUCCAUCUGAAGGAGCUGAAAGAGGAGUAGUCAUGAGGUUCCAGUUUGCACUUACCCUCCAGGCGAUAUGGACUGGCAUGUGCCAUGCUGCCAUGCAACACUACCCUGCAGCAUGGGGCCACUAUGAUGUGUGCAAGUCCCAGGUGUACUCGGACGAAGGCUUAACCUGGGACUACAUGGCCUGCCAACCGGAGGCAGCAGACAUGACCCAGUUCCUGAAGGUUACCCUGGAUCCCCCCAACAUCACUUGUGGAGACCCUCCAGAGACAUACUGUGCCCUGGAGAAUCCUUACAUGUGUAAUAAUGAAUGUGACGCCAGCACUGAGGAACUCGCGCACCCUCCACAGCUGAUGUUUGACAUCGAGGGCCGUAACCCCACAACCUUCUGGCAGUCCACCACUUGGAAGAAAUACCCCAAAGCCCUUUUGGUCAACAUCACUUUAUCUUGGAACAAAACCAUUGAGCUGACUGAUGACAUCGUCAUCACGUUUGAGUCAGGCCGACCUGAGCAGAUGGUCCUGGAAAAAUCUCUAGAUUAUGGGCGAACCUGGCAACCCUACCAGUUUUAUGCCACAGAUUGCCUGGAUGCCUUCACCAUGGAGCCCAAGACAGCACAGGACCUGUCCCAGCAUACCUUGCUGGACAUCAUCUGCACAGAGGAUUACUCACGAGGGUAUGUGUGGAAGUAUGACAAAACUGUUCGCUUUGAGAUCAAGGACAGGUUUGCACUGUUUGCUGGGCCCAGGCUGCACAACAUGGCCUCGCUUUAUGGGCAGUUGGACACAACCAAGAACCUGAGGGACUUCUUUACCAUCACCGAUCUGAGAAUUCGGCUCCUGCGGCCUGCCACUGGGGCUACAGUGGUAGAUGAGAACAGCCUAUCGAGAUACUUCUAUGCCAUCUCUGACAUCAAAGUUCAGGGCAGGUGCAAGUGCAAUCUUCACGCCAACAGCUGCGUCUUUGACAAAGAGAAGUUGAGCUGCGAGUGCGAGCACAACACCACCGGGCCGGACUGCGGUCGCUGUAAGAGGAACUACCAAGGGCGAGCAUGGAGUGCUGGCUCCUACCUGCCCAUUCCCAAGGGCACGGCUAAUAUCUGUGUUCCUAAUAACAUUGGUCCAGUUAACUGCGAAUGCUUCGGCCACUCCAAACGAUGUAGCUACAUCGAGGUGCUAAAUAAAGUCAUUUGCGUGAGCUGCAAGCACAACACUAGGGGCCAACACUGCCAUCUGUGCCAGCAGGGCUACUUCCGCAAUGCCUCAGCAGAACUGGACGAUAAAAAUGUUUGCAUAGAGUGUAAUUGUAAUCCUUCUGGCUCAGUCAGUGAUCGCUGUAAUGGCACAGGAUAUUGUAUAUGUAAGGAGGGCACUACGGGCCCCAAGUGUCAGGAGUGUCUACCCGGCUAUUUGUGGGAAAAUGGCUGCAAAUCCCGGGUGUGUGACAACGAACUCCUGCGUUGCCAAAAUGGCGGGGAGUGUGUGAACAACCGCUGUAGCUGCCCCCCCUCCUACACAGGCCUGCUGUGCGAGAAGCCCCGCUGUGAGUCCGAGCUGGGGGGUUGCAAGGGGCCCGAUUCAGGCCAGGCUCCCCUGAAGCCUCCUUCACUCUACAGUUUGCUGACACUACUGCUGCUGGGUGCCGCAUUGCUGAGAGCCCCCUGCUGGUCCGCCAUGCUCUGAAGGGACCUAUUCCUGAGUGGGAGCGACUCUCACUCCCACCACCUUCACCUUAGCCCUCCCAAACCUUUCCUUACAGAUAAUCUACAACCAUUUUUUUAGAAAAAGAAAAAUCAUUAGCUUUCUGGACUGUGACGCACUGAGCUUCUCGCUGCCAGACUCGGUGCUGACAAUGACGAGAAUGUGCCAGACUAAAGCAAAAACUUUUAAUUUAAUUUCAAAGAAUAUAUUAAAGUAAAGAGUAUACAUCUAAAAUAAAAAGAUAUUAUUAAAAGUAUGAAUAACUGAGUAUUUGCCUGAUAAAUCAAAGAACGGUGAGUCCCCCCCUUUCCCUCUCUAAGCCAUACCAGGUUCAUGAGAUCCUUCCAGUGUGAGGAGGAAUAACUCAACAUGACAGACUUGUUCACUUCCUUUCUUAUUGCCACGGCAAUAACAGCUGCAGCCAAUCAGCUCUCGCACAAGCCGACGGUGGCCCGUGGAUCCCAGCCUCCCCCCCUUAGGGACGCUUGUGCAAGGAAAUGUUUGCUGGACUGGCGACGAUGAAGAAUAUGAAUAAGAGAAAAAAAACCACCAUGCUGAGGAGCGAGGAAGACCGUCCUGAGAGACGAACUGUUACACUUCAAGGCAAUGACAAACAGAAAGAGGUGAACAAAAGCAACAAAAAAACAGAACAUUCUUUGCUGUCAUUGGAUUCUGGAUAGAAGGAAAUCUGUCUGGAUUACCUAUUUGUGACACAAGAACUUUGCUCCUGUUAACCCAAACAUGCCACACCUUCACAGGUUUUCUGUCGCGUCAUUCCUCCUGUUCAGCCCCUGUACCUCAAAUCCCCCCAACCCACCCACUCCUGCCACGCUGCCACUGACCUGUGCAUUCGUGAACGUUACUCUGUAAACCCUUGUUGGCUGAAAGAUUCUUUUGUCCAAUGUUAGUGAUGCACAUGUGUAAGAAGCUUCCCCGGCCCCCUCUCACCCCUUCCUCUACUUCCAAAAAGAUAAUCCAGUAAAGCUGUCCGACUCCUCUUCUGUCUUACAGCCACCUUGCUCCCUGCAAUCGUGGACAGAGGGUAAUUUGUACCCUAAGCAGACAAGAAGCGCAUAGAGAACCAUCAGUGUAUUUGCAAAGUUUUUUUUUUCCUCGACAGAACAAAAAAAAAGAGUCAUGUAGUCCUUUUUGUAUCUCUGCCAAACUGUGAUUGAAAAAAGGCAACCUUUAACGUAUCUAUUUAAGACAUCCAAAUGCAGAAGCAAGGCUCUUCUGCUCUUUUUAUUUCCUUUUUUUUAAUUGAUCAUUAUUAUUUUUUUUUUUUAGUUGUGCAGUUGAUUUCCCUUUGUAUUGGCAAUGUGCUGGCAUCAAAAAAAUAUUAGUUUACAUAUAAAGUAUUAAUAAAGUGUAUUAAAAUCCCACCAAAGGACAUUCUAAAUGUUUUGUUCUUGCUUUAACACU
Molecule: messenger RNA, 4114 nt
Organism: Cyprinodon variegatus (sheepshead minnow)
Lineage: Eukaryota; Metazoa; Chordata; Actinopteri; Cyprinodontiformes; Cyprinodontidae
Gene: ntng1a
Product: netrin G1
Exons: 8
Coding region: 1028-2674 (548 amino acids)
Molecular function (GO): cell-cell adhesion mediator activity
Source: RefSeq, a predicted model, not a curated record